This is a messenger RNA of Onychostruthus taczanowskii (white-rumped snowfinch), 5805 nucleotides long. It is a transcript of the gene NHLRC1, whose product is annotated as NHL repeat containing E3 ubiquitin protein ligase 1. Lineage: Eukaryota; Metazoa; Chordata; Aves; Passeriformes; Passeridae. The record is from RefSeq and is a predicted model, not a curated record. The transcript has a single exon. Gene Ontology annotation, molecular function: translation repressor activity; protein binding; ubiquitin protein ligase activity. Gene Ontology annotation, biological process: protein polyubiquitination; negative regulation of translation; proteasome-mediated ubiquitin-dependent protein catabolic process. The coding region runs from base 2767 to 4212 and encodes 481 amino acids.
GUCGGUGCUGUCUGCCUGACACUCUGCAACUCGGCCUCACCAGCUGGCAGCCCUGGGAGUGUGGCAGCUGCGGUUCAAACACUGUCUCAUGGGGCACUGGCCUUGCACCAGGCUGGGCAGAGGUGGGAAGCUGCUGCAAGUUCACAGGCCUCUCCAUGCCUGUGAAUAUAUGUCAAGUGAAGAGCUGGCAGUGAGUGGGCAAGGCAAGGCAGCAGCUGCCAAGAGGAAAUUACCACCCAGCAAGCAAGGCUGGAGGGAAGUAGACUGGAUGACAGGGAGGAAUGGGUGGAAAAUGUCCUGGCAGUCACUCACAAGUGUGCUGCUCCCUCAUUUGAAAGUGCAGCUAUGGGCAAGCAAACUAACAUGACUUGGGUAAGAUGGCCCAAAGAGUGAUGAGAGAGCAGCCAAUGUUACUGCUAAACCAUUCUCCAUCGUAUCUGAAAGGUCACGGAGUAUGGGAGGGGUGCCUGAGGACGCCCCCUUUUCCUUUUUUGGAGGAAAACCAAUGUCGCUCCAGUCUUGAAAAAGUGCAAGAAGGAGGACCUAGGAAACUAUAGGCCAGUCAAUCUCACCCUCAUCCUUGGAACAACCCAUCCUGGAUGUCAUCUCUAAGCAAGUGGAGGAAAAGGGGGCUAUCAAGAGUAGUCAACAUGGAUUCACCAAGGGAAAUGGACGGGGUUAGUGGGCAGUGAGGUAGAUUGAGAACCGGCUGAGUGGCGGAGCUCAGUGUUUUGAUCAGGCUAGUUGGAGGGCUUUAGCAAGCAGUGUUCCCAGGGGUCAGUAGGGGGUCCAGUCUUGUUCACCUUAUUAAUCAGUCACCUGAAUGAAGGGACAGAGUGUACCUGCACUAAGUUUGAUCAUGAUACAAAACUAGGGGGAGUGGCUGACACACCACAGUGCUCUGCGGCCAUGCUGCAACACCUGGACAGGCACAGGAGCUGGGUAGAGAGGAACCUAGUGAAGCUCAAAGAAGGGAAGUGCAGGUCCUCCACCUGGGGAAGAAAAACCCAGGGCAUCAGCACAGGCUGGGGGCUGACCUGCUGGAAAGCAGCUCUUUAGAGAAGGACCUGGGAGUCCCGGUGGUCAACAAGAUAGCCCUUGUGGCCAAGAAGGCCAGUGGUAUCCUGGGGUGCCUUAGGAAGAGUGUGGUCAACAGGUCGAGGGAGGUGAUCCCGCCCUUCUACUCAGCCCUGGUGAGGCUGCAUCUAGAGUACUGUGUCCAGUUCUGGGCUCCUCAGGACAAGAGAGACCUCAACAUGGAGCAGGUCCAGCAGAGGACCAUAAAGAUGGCUGGGGGACUGAAGCAUAUUGCUUAUGAGGAAAGGCUGAGAGAACCAUUGUUUGUCCUGGAGAGGAGGCAGCUGAGAAGGGACCAUCAAUGUUACAAAUAUCUUUAAGGGCAGCUGACAAGAGGAUGGGACAAGACUUUUCAGUGGUACCCAGCGACAGGAAAAGGGGCAAAAGGCACAAACUGAAACACAGGAAGUUCCAUCUGAAUAUGAGAAAAGUCUUCUCUACUUUGAGGUUGACAGAGCACAGCGACUUCUCCCCUUUGCAGCUUAUUUUGAAAGGAAAGGUAUGAUUGCAAUGUAAUGUAUCAUAAGUCAUCAAGAAUAGAAGGCAAAUAAAAGCAUUGGGGCUUUUUAGACUGCAUAGCCCUAGAGCUGCAAAUGGGUCUGCUGAUUUUAGCACAGCAGUCCCCACACCCACAGCUCAUUGGAACACUCUGUAUUGCUCAUAGAUACUCGUGUUUCAAAGUUGGGUUGACACAGAGAAGAACGAAUACAGCCAGUGAGCCAGUGCAAGCUGGGAGCUGCUGGUUUUGUUUGUUUUCACUCCUGGCCAGUACUGCAGCUACCAGGUUAAAGCAUCUCCUUCCUUUCAAGUUUUUUUCCAGAUGCAACAUGAGAGCUCCCAAAGUUUAUCUCAGACACUGAGAUAUGUAAUAGCUGCAAAAGGCCAGGCGCUUGGCACGAGGCUGCCACAUGCUCUGUGAUGUCCUGCACAGAACUCCCAGGCAUGCAAUAGCCUGGGAAGAGCAAUGCCGUGUGCCAAAAUAGCCAUUUUAGGAUGUGUAAGAUCUGUGUGUACCCUGUAACUACUCUGAGAAUACCCUGUAAAUACACCUAGCAGAAGGAGCACAUGUUGCCCAUGCACCUGACAGAUAUGUGCGUACGUGCCUGUCUGAGAAAUGUGUCUACUAGUGAUGGAUGUAAAUAUUUCCUAAAUUUUGCCAGAACAGUGGGAAAAUCCAAUGAAACCAAGGUGUUCACAGGGAUGGAGUACAUCUCCUAUGUAUAUCUCCACACAGGUUGAGAGAGUUGGUGUUGUUCAGCCUGGAGAAGGCUCUGAAGAGACCUUAGAGCAGCCUUCCAGUACCUGAAGGGCCUGCAGGAGAACUGGAAAGAGACUUUUUACAAGGGCAUGUAGUGACAGGACAAGGGAAAUCUGACAGAGAGUAAGUUUAGGUGAUAUAUUAAGAAGAAAUUCUUUAGUGCAAGCAUGAUGAGACUGGAACAUGUUGCCCAGAGAAGCUGUGGAUGCCCCAUCUCUGGAAGUGUUCAAGUGUUGGAUGGAGCUUUGAGCAACCUGAUCUAUCCUGGUCAUCCCUGCCUAUGGGAGGGGGAUUGGAACCAGAUAAUUAUCAAGGUCCCUUCUAAUCAAAACCAUCCAGUGAUUCCAUGAUUCUGUAAAAUUGUGGCUUAAUUCCUUACUCUGCUAGGGGCAUAAAGAGAGCUAGUAGCGGUACGGUAACUUGCUGUCUGGAUGUCUGUAAGAAUCUGGUGGGUAUGUGAAUAUUCUGGCGGGUGGUUGAACAUUCUGGUGGACACUUGGACGUGCUGGUGGAUGUAUGCGCACGGGUGGACGUGCGGGCGCAGCGGUGGGCGCAGGGACAGCCCGCGGUCCCGGCGGGAAGGGCGGCCCGGGCCCUGCUCCGCCCCCGCUGGCCCGCAGGGGGCGCGCGCCCGCCUCGGCCGCGCUCAGCGCCCGCCCCGCUGGGCCCGGGGGAUCCGGGGCCGUUGCCGGGGCUCCGAUCGCUCCCCUCAGGCGGGGAUGGCGGCGGAGGACGAGGCGGAGCUGAGCCUGCUGGAGUGCCGGGUGUGCUUCGAGCCGUACGGCCCCGACGGGCAGCGGCGGCCGCUCAACCUGCCCUGCGGGCACGUCCUCUGCCGGGGCUGCGUGGGGGCCCUGGCCGGCGCCGAGCGCCAGAGGCUGGAGUGUCCCUUCUGCCGGCGGCUCUGCGGCCCGGCCGAGACCAGCGACUGCCGCCCGCUGCUGCAGCUGCUGGAGCUCCUAGGCCCCGCCGGCGGCGGCCUCGCCUCGGCCCUGGGCAGGAGCGGCGGAGGGGCGGCGGCGGCCCCCGCGGGGCUCGGGCUGCGGCUGUGCCUGGGGGGCUGGGGGUCGCUGGUGAACCCCACCGGGGUGGCGGCCUGCCCCGGGUCGGGCCGCCUGGCAGUGGCGCACGACGGCAAGAAGAGGAUCCACGUCUUCGGGCCGAGCGGGUUCUGCCUGCGGCGGUUCGGGGAGCGGGGGGACGCGAGCAACGACAUCAAGUAUGCGCUCGACGUGACGGUCACGUCGGACGGGCACGUGGUGGUCACCGACGGCGGAGACUGCUCCGUGAAGGCCUUCGAUUUUGAGGGAAGGGGCCUCCUGGCUGUCCGGGAAGGCUUCUGUUUGCCCUGGGGCUUGGAUGCCACCCCCAAGAGCGAAGUAAUCCUGACGGACUCGGAGGCAGGCGCGCUCUACCGCUUGGCGGCCGACUUCCAAAGGGGGGAAUUAAAGACGUGCCAGAUGAUCCGGUCCCGGCUUGUCAGCCCCAGGGCAGUUGCAGUCUGCCAGACCUCGGGUACUGUCGUGGUAAUAGAGCACCUGAAAGCUCGAGGUGCGAGCAGGGGCAGCACCCGAGUGACGAUAUUCAGUGCGGAGAUGGAUCUCAUCGGCCAGAUGGACAGCUUUGGCCUGAACCUCGUUUUCCCCUCCAGAAUAUAUGCUACGGCUGUGGCCUUUGACAAAGAAGGUCGUGUUAUAGUAACGGAUGUUUGUAGCCAGGCUGUCAUAUGCUUAGGAAAACCUGAGGAAUUUCCCAUCUUUAAUCCUCUAAUUAGUCACGGGCUUUCUUAUCCUGUUGGACUGACUUACACGGAAGACAAUUCCCUCGUCGUUUUAGACAGCGGUGAUCAUUCAGUGAAGGUAUAUAGCUCUGCCUGAGUGAGCUGAGAUGCUUACUGCUGCAGGCUCAAGCUGCUUCUGGCCAUAAAGCAUGGGGAGUUCUGGAGUUUGUAGGAGUGGAGGGAGGGGGUGGUUUUGGGGCUUUGAGUGAAGUCAGCCUCUGACCAACACGCCGUGCUUCCUGCAAAACUUGUAUCACAUCUCUUGCCUACCUGUGGGAGAGGACCUGGCUGUUGCUGCCUGUAGCCAACAGCAAAUCAACCAAAGAAAUCGCUUAGCAUUUUAAACUAUUCCAUGCCUUGACAACAAGUGGUUUUGGUUCUUUUUGACACGUAAUCAAAGACCAGCACGUGUGAAAGUAGUGCAUCAUUUAUUUAUAUUUCCCAGCACAUACUUAUCACUAUUCUUAAUUAAGUAUAGAUACACUCCUGACAGAACUGUUUCCAGGAAUUGUGCGCAAGGAAGGAGAUUGCCUUGACAGAAUGAUAGGAGAAUUGGAACCCUCCAUUCAAGGCUGCAUAAAUCCAGCUAAAAUCAUUGUGAUGGAGGAGCUACCACUGAUGAGUGAGUUAUAAGAAGUGAAAUCAUGUUCAAAGUCUAUUUUUUCCAGGAAAAUGCAUUUCUGGGGGCACUCUUCUCUCCUAGUUUCUUUCCAGCUUUAUUAAGGUUGUACUGGAGCACUUUGUCUUCCUCUGAAAUGCCCAAGUCUGUGUUUUUACCUGGAGAUAAUCUGGUGUAUGGUUACACAGCGUGGGCUGCUUUGCCUAAAAGCCUCUUGAAGUAUUCACGUUUAGACCACAAAUACUCCUGCAUAUGUAAGUUUGAGUUGGCUCUGCUGCUAACAUAGCUACAUGUAGGAGGUUUUCAGCACUACCUGCCCCUGUUUUAUCAUUAAUAUGGUGCUUUUGCAUUCCCAAACCCCAGGAUUCAACUGCAAAUUGAAAUGUUAGUGAGAGGUAAGCCUCAUUUUUUUUUUUGUACCUUCCAAAUGAGAUUUUGUUAAUUGUGAACACACAGGAGAUUUAGAUCAGUUUAUAUUCUCUUGUUUUACUCACAGUGAUAUUAUAUUCUCAUUUAUAUUCUCACAGUUUUACUGUGGACACAAGUCCUUUUGCCUUGUUGCAUAGUGGAAAUUAUGGUAUAGAUGACUUAUUUUGAGAAGGGUUUAAUACCCCCACUAGAAGUCACUGCUGCAUUUUUAGGCAUUUACUUGCUGCUAAAAUGAUUACUUAGGUAGUUCCACAUUAAAAUGAAGUUAGAUAUAAAUGUAAAUGCUAUCUGAGGUAGAGAUGAGUAGAUUAAAAUGGCAUAAAACUUUGGGGGUCAUUUCUUUGUUUUAGUAAUUGAAAUCAUUAAUAUUAACUAAUGUAAUUUGCAAUUCACAGGCAAUCUAUCAGUAAAUUUUUUAUCUGGCUUUUGGUCUGACUUCAGGGCAUUUAAUAACUGCAUGUGUUACAGCACCAGUGAUUUACCAAAUACUUGCAUUAAACUGGAGCAGUUUAGCCCUCUAAUUCAGCCAAUGUGUUAAUCUGUCUCAUGUCAACAUUUAUAUAAACAAAACAAAUGUAUUAAUUGCAGUUAUUUGUAAAGGUUAAUUGAACAGUGACCUGCCAAUAAAGUGUGAUCUGCUUA